GGUGGUGUUCUCCAAAAAAUGAGUUCCGGGUAGACAAGAAGGGUCAUUCUCCCAGCUGGGCUGUCACAGGAAGCUGGGAAGACAGGACCAAUACUGCCCUUGGAGCUCUUCUGACUUCCUUCAGACUGGGGAAGGACUGAGCGGGAUUCUCACAGGUUCCUAAUUCUAAAUUUAAUGGAUGGGGGAUGGGACAAGUAACUAGGAAGUCUAGAGUCAUUUUUGGUGAAAAGGAGAGCUGGGUGUCCCUUACAGAGCUCCACUGUUGCCUCCCAUGGCCAUGAAUUGCCAUGAAGCCAACCACUGUACUAAUUCCUCCACGAUCCUCUCUGGGGGUGGGACUAACACAAAAGCUUAUCCAUCUGUUGCUCCCUGGUAUGCAAUGAAUCAGGCACCCUACUAUAGAUUUUACAGCAGCAGAUGAGAAUGGUCCUUACUCUCACUGGACUCAGUUUAUAACUUGUCAACCCUCUGUAUCUGUGGUUUCUUCAAUUACAGAUUCAACAAACUGAAUUGAAAAUAUUAAGAAAAAUUUGCAUAUGUGGUGAACAUAUGCAGGCUUCCUAAUUAUUACUUCCUUAAAUAACAGCUUACUUAUUUAUGUACUGUUUGCCUGGUGUUAGGUAUUGCAAUAAUGUAGAGAUAGUUAAAGUAUUCAGGAGGAUGGACACCAGUUAGAUGCAAAUACUACAGCCAUUUUAUAUAACAUCUGUGGGUUUGGCUAUCUGUAGGGGGUCCCAGAACCAAUCCUGUGCUGCCAAGGAGUUGGAGAAUUUCUCCAAGUGUGUUCUCUGAAGCUUAGUCCCAUGAGAUUGUUCGUGCAACAGUGUUCUCUGACUAAGUAAGAUGUAGAAUGCUGCUUCCUCGUCAUAUUUGGGGCUAGGGAGACGGCUCAGGGGAUAAAGUUCAUGUUAGGAAAUGUGAUUUCCAGAGUCCAUAUCCCCAGACUCUGCAUAAAAGCCUGGUGGGUGUCUUUAGCCAGCCUCUAAUCUCAGUACCUGGGAUGGAGAGACAGGAGAACCCUGGGGCAAGAUGGCUAGACUAGUCAAAUUGGCAAGCUCCAGGUUCAGCAAGGGACCCUGCCUCAGGAAAUAAAGUGAUGCAAGAUUAAGAAAGACACCCAAGGUGGAGUCGUGGCCCCCAUGUACAUGCUCAUACUUGUGGGCAUGCACACCACACACACACACACACACACACACACACACACACACCAUAUACACACACUCGUGCAAAAAAAAUGUUUGGCCAGACAUCAAAACCAUUUUUACACUGCAAAGUUUUCCCCAUAUGACAUCAGUGGAGGUCUACUUAAGUCUACUGAAGGUCUACUUAAACAUAUUUCACCUUACAGAGUAUCAAAAAAGCAGCUGAAAAGUAACUUUGAAAAAUAAAAUAGAGCUUUAAAGACAGUCCUCAGGAUGGAAUAUACAGUCCAGUGGAAGCAAAUGUGAUUUGAAAUGCUCCAUAAGAAUGGAGGGAGCCGAGAAGAAGAGUCAGGCAGAACUAUGAGUUUGAGGCCAAUCUGGUCGACACAGUGAGUUCCAGGCCAAUCAGGGCUAUACAGUGAGAUCCUAUCUCAAACAGCAAAACAAAACCAAAAAACCAAGCAUCAGAUUUUAAUUCAGAAGAGUUCUGGGCGUUAUUUAACCCACUGUCAUGAUUUAGCAAUGAAGAGUCAUACCCAAAGAAGGCAAGUAUUUAGUUUGCUACAGCUCAUCCCCAAACCUUCCUGUGCAGAGUUAGCUCAGGUAAAACCCUCUUCUGCUCACAGGGAUCCCACAGGGCCAAAAAUGUCUAAACAACUUGAGGCUCAUCAAUACAGGUUUAAUAAAAAAAAAAAAGAAAAGAAAGAAAUCUUUGUGUCAAGGACAUCAGAGAAGGUUGGAGAAGUGGUCUCCUGGCUUUGAAGAGCCCAGGGCUCCAACUCAUAGAUUCUUCCAACCUAUUAGAAAGGAGAUUUUCUGAGAUAUAAAAGGUUUCAUAUGGGGAGAGAGCAGACCUCAGAUACAGAUAGGUGGCAGAGGGGUGAUCUUGCCGAGCUAGGACUGAAAGCUGGUGGCUAUGUCUGGCACAGUGGAAAUAGAAGAAGAGAAGAUACCUGAGGUUUGGGAGACCUUCUGGAGCCAGGGCAAGGUAAAGUGCUCAUCCCUGCUCUUAUGGACUCUUGUCCCUUCCUGGUGUUUCAGAAUGAAGGAUUCAGCCUUGAAGGUACUUUACCUGCACGAUAACCAGCUGCUGGCUGGAGGGCUGCAUGCAGGAAAGGUCAUUAAAGGUGAGGAGAUCAGCGUCGUGCCAAAUCGGGCACUGGAUGCCAGUCUGUCCCCUGUCAUCCUGGGUGUUCAGGGAGGAAGCCAGUGCCUGUCCUGUGGGACAGAGAAAGAGCCGACUCUGAAACUUGAGCCCGUGAACAUUAUGGAGCUUUACCUCGGGACUAAGGAAUCCAAGAGCUUCACCUUCUACCGGCGGGAUAUGGGCCUCACCUCCAGCUUCGAGUCAGCCGCCUACCCCGGCUGGUUCCUCGGCACUGCGCCCGAAGCUGACCAGCCUGUCAGGCUCACCCAGAUCCCUGAGGAGGCCGCCUCGGACGCUCCCAUCACGGACUUCUACUUUCAGCAAUGUGACUAGGACUGCAUGGUCCCCCAAACUCCCUAGGCAGAGGCGGAGUAGGCAAGGCGGGUGAGGGGCAGGUAGUGAUAGAGGAGCUCCAUGGUGGGUGACUUACUCCUUCCUCUCCCUCCCCUUUCCCCUGGGGACUCCCAUUCUGACUUAGGAGGCACACAGCCAUUCUCUUCUCCUGGUUCCCAACAAAUUCUUCGGGUAUCCGGAGCUCAGUGUGUGGACUCCUUCUGCACUGGGUGGUACUACCUCUGGUGUGGAACCUAUACAAACUGCAUAGGACAAAGAAUAGCAUAAAGAGAUUCUCGGGUGAGAGAGUGGUGGGGUGGUUGAUGCAUUGUGAAAUCUGACACAGUGCCUCAGAAGCUCUGCCAUCCCCUGCUGGGCAGGAGAAGGAGGUAUCACGAAGAUCUUUGGCUGGCUGGGCUCCUUCCCUCAAUCCUGCAGCUCACAUCCACUGCCUCUUUUAUCCCUGCCUUCAUUCUCUGACCUUGGACUGAGAGGGCGAUGUCAGGAUAGAGGACAGAAGAUGGCCAGGCACACUGUCCUGGUUUGAAACCAGAGGUACAAUAAAAAUCCCUGAUUCUGAUGUCUACUCACACAGAAAGAUGCUCGUGAACAUUGGGUGGGAAGAGCUUGCUACAAAGUAAUGUAUCUUGUAUUUUCACCUUAAUUAAAAUAUACUUAUCUGUAUUAUAUGUUUUAAAA
Peromyscus leucopus (white-footed mouse) is the source of this 3321-nucleotide messenger RNA. It is a transcript of the gene Il36rn, whose product is annotated as interleukin 36 receptor antagonist. The record is from RefSeq and is a predicted model, not a curated record. Gene Ontology annotation, molecular function: cytokine activity; interleukin-1 receptor binding. The transcript is spliced from 3 exons. Lineage: Eukaryota; Metazoa; Chordata; Mammalia; Rodentia; Cricetidae. Gene Ontology annotation, biological process: cellular response to lipopolysaccharide; inflammatory response to antigenic stimulus. Bases 2059 to 2622 code for a protein of 187 amino acids.